Symbiodinium pilosum is the source of this 366-nucleotide messenger RNA. NCBI's taxonomy places the organism in Eukaryota, Dinophyceae, Suessiales, Symbiodiniaceae. The record is from the annotation of a GenBank genome assembly.
AUGAUUGCAUGUGCGUGGCAAUGGGCCCAGAAGACCAACAACCUCAGAAAGAAUGAGAUUCAUCAGGAAGAGGAAGCCAGGCUCCUCCUCACGGAUAACUUCGAGCUGAUUGAUGAAGAGGGCCAGGAGGUGACCAUGUCGGGGACCAUUGAGAUGGAGGAUGACACCGGCUUCCUAUUGACCAAUGAGCUUCCCUGCCAGAGCUCCUCUGCAGCAGACAUCGUGGCUAGAAACGUGCCCACCUCCUCUGGAACAGGCAACCCGGGGGCGGGAAACCAGCCAGUUCAGGACUCCCUUAGCACCACAGCUUCCUUCAAGAAGCUCAUAAUGAAGUUAGUCUAUAGUUUUGUUGGUUUGUUAUGUUAA